Molecule: messenger RNA, 669 nt
Organism: Gopherus flavomarginatus (Mexican gopher tortoise)
Lineage: Eukaryota; Metazoa; Chordata; Testudines; Testudinidae
Product: olfactory receptor 8S1-like
Exons: 1
Coding region: 1-669 (222 amino acids)
Biological process (GO): G protein-coupled receptor signaling pathway
Cellular component (GO): membrane
Molecular function (GO): olfactory receptor activity; G protein-coupled receptor activity
Source: RefSeq, a predicted model, not a curated record
AUGUACUUCUUCCUGUCUCAUUUGUCCUUUGUUGAUAUCUUUUAUUCCUCAGCCAUUGUCCCUAAGAUGUUGGUGAAUUUCCUAGCAAAGCACAAAACCAUUUCUGUCAAUGGCUGCCUUGCCCAGAUGUUCUUCAUCCUGCUCUCAGCUGGUACUGAAGUUUUUGUGCUCUCAGCAAUGGCUUAUGACAGAUACGCUGCCAUAUGUCACCCAUUGCAUUAUGUGGAGACCAUGAACAAACGAGUGAGCAGACAUUUGGUGGGUGGUUCCUGGACAAUGGGGUUCUUGUAUUCACUGGUCAGCACUGUCCCUGUGUUAAAGUUACACUUCUGUGGGCCCAAUGAAAUCAGGCAUUUCAGCUGUGAGCUCCCUCUGCUAUUACAACUGUCUUGUACUGGGACCUUCACCAAUAAAAUAGCUCUUCUUUCUUCUGCUGUGAUAUUUGGUUUCAGCUCCUUCCUCUUCACCCUGGUCUCCUACAUUCACAUCAUCUCCACUAUACUCCCAAUACGCUCCACGGAGGGAAGACGUAAAGCCUUCUCUACAUGCAGCUCCCACCUCAUUGUGGUGGUUUUAUUGUUUGUGACAGCUCUUUCCCAGUACAUGAAACCCAGCUUGGUUGCUUCCCUGUUUCUAGAUGAACUCUUUUCCAUCCAGUACAGCAUCUAG